Molecule: messenger RNA, 13872 nt
Organism: Amyelois transitella
Lineage: Eukaryota; Metazoa; Arthropoda; Insecta; Lepidoptera; Pyralidae
Product: basement membrane-specific heparan sulfate proteoglycan core protein
Exons: 80
Coding region: 140-12889 (4249 amino acids)
Biological process (GO): homophilic cell-cell adhesion; dendrite self-avoidance; axon guidance
Cellular component (GO): plasma membrane; axon
Molecular function (GO): calcium ion binding; cell-cell adhesion mediator activity
Source: RefSeq, a predicted model, not a curated record
CGCUGAUAGUCGCUGGUGCGAGCAGCGGAAGACGAGCGCCGACAUUCGCCGGGCGACGGUUGGCUCGCGCAGUCGUCAGUACGCGCGGUCGGGCGCCGCUAAAACUUUUCAACAUUCGUAGGCUACAAUCCGGAUCACCAUGAGGACCGGAGGGACCUUUGCCCUCCUGCUCCUCCUACUAUCCAUCCUACAGAUAUCGAGAACAGAAGACCUGUAUCUUGAAGGGGAAGAAGACGCUUCAAAUGAAUUCUUGGAAGUUAAGGACACCGAUAGCGGACUAGGCGGCCAUCUGCGACGAUUGAAGCGUCAGUGGUUCAACUUUUUUGAUCCUUUUUCUUCGAGUUCAACAACUACCGAAAGUCCUGAUAUAGAAGAGACCGCUACGGAAGAUCCAGAUGAAAAUGAUCUUAAAGACGAUCUUGAAGAUCAUUUCGGCUCCGGCUUUCCAGACAAGAUUGAACCGGAUCACAAGGAAAAAACUCUCAGAGUGACGUUUGUGGUCAUGGAGCCCUACCAACACGAGUACUCCAACCGGGACUCACCUCAAUUCCGAAACUUUUCCCGAACAAUUGCUGAUGCUGUCGACCAGUUGUAUGAGCCUCUUGGUACCAGGAGAACCAGUUUAGUACGAAUCCAGUCCCGAGUCAGCGACGAAUUCUCCUGCAAGGUUACUUUAGACAUCUUGACGACUGGCUACGAAGAUAUCAACAGGUUGAGUGACAUCCUGAGGGAACAUAUCAAGAACCGCCGGGAGCUUGCCAGUGGAACUAGACGCGUCACUGUUAGCGAUGCCGAUUUCUCCGCUAAUAUCAUUGAUCCAGAUACCCCACUUGGGCCUUGUGCUGAUGAUGAGGUGGCGUGCGACCUGGACCGGUGUUUCCCAGCCAGCAGCCGCUGUAACGGGAUCAGAGAAUGUCUGGACGGCACCGACGAACUUAACUGCUAUUCAGAGCCUAAUUCGGAAAGCACAACGCCCCCGACGACUGAAUCCGAAUACUACAAUCCUCAAUGUUCAAACCCUAUUCCUUGCAAAAAUUCUGUAACCUCUUAUUGCCCGGAGCAGACAUGUGAUGGCUACAAUGACUGCCCAGAAUUUGAUGAUGAGCUCAACUGCGGUUUUGGAUCACAUUUACCAGACUCAGAAGCAGGACCAGUAAAGCCUUCAGCUCCAUCCACCGAACCCCCUCUGCCUUGCGAUUUCCCUAUUCAAUGUCAGGAUUCAGACAUCAAGUAUUGUCCAAACCAAAGAUGUAAUGGCAACUUCGAUUGUCCCUACCAAGAUGAUGAAGAUAACUGUUUAGAGGAUGUUGAUCAGGAUCAAUCUUUAGACUCUACUUCGGACAUUCCACCGUUCUCUGGGCCGUUAAAACCACAAUGCCCCAACCCUAUACCCUGCCAAGACUCCACAGUCACCUAUUGUCCAGAACAACGGUGCAAUAGCUAUUAUGACUGUCCAAAUCAAGACGACGAAUUUGGUUGCAACAGUCCUGAUUCUUAUCCUUUCCCAACACCAGCCACAUUUGAACCUCAGCCGCCACCGACUACUGUAGCACCCUCUCUGCCUUGUGAUUUUCCCAUACAAUGCCAAGACUCCGAAGUUAAAUAUUGUCCUAAUCAACGCUGCGAUGGUGUUCCUGACUGUCCUAAUCAAGACGACGAAUCAAGUUGUACAGAAACGGAUCAAACAAUAAGAUGUCCUCCCGGAGAGUUCCAGUGUGACAAAACUCGUUGUCUCAUGGAGUCCCAGCGUUGCGAUGGAGUAUCUGAUUGCUACGACCAGACAGAUGAAGCCAACUGCAAAUCACCUGGCACUGAUGACUUCCGCUGUGAUGACGGACGAAGCAUCGAAGCAGCUCGAAAAUGUGACGGCGUCAGCGACUGCUCUAAUGGCGAAGACGAAGCUAAUUGUGAUUGUUUGAGCAACGAAUUCCAAUGCGAAAGCGACAGAACUUGCAUCGAGCGUAGAAAGAAAUGUGACGGGUUCCAGGAUUGUAAUGACGGAUCUGAUGAACAAGGAUGCGAGGAACAAGACCAUGAGGGGCAGUUUUUGUGCGAGAAUAAAAUACAAUAUAUACCCGAAAGUCAAAGAUGCGAUAAAUUUUACGAUUGCGACGACUUCUCUGAUGAAAAAAAUUGUCCAUGUGGUGACAACGACUUCAAAUGUAACAACGGUUUUUGCAUCCAUGCACGAAAAAGAUGUGAUGGUACACAUGACUGUCAGGAUGGCUCGGAUGAACACAAUUGCGAGAAUGGGUCAAAUAGUGUGGCAUGCAUGCCAAAUAAAUUUCAAUGCGCAAAUGGAGAAUGUGUUGCGGCGGAUGCAAAAUGCAAUGGAAUAUCAGAAUGCUCAGACGAUUCAGAUGAAUCAGAUUGUAAUUGCAAAAGAGACGAAUUUCACUGUCAGAAUAUUGAUAUGUGCAUCAGCUUUGAUAAAAGAUGUAACGGUGAAAUAGAUUGUGAUGAUGGUGAAGACGAAUUUAAUUGCGUGGCUUCAUGCCCAGAUGGCCAUAUAUCCUGCGCGUUCGACAUCACCAAUGUCCAAAUAUGUGCCAAGCAGUGUGAUGGUAAAACUGACUGUUUGAAUGGGGAAGAUGAAAGGAAUUGUCCUGAUGAAGACUGCCACUUCUGCGACAACAAAUGCUUGGAAAGUUGGAGGAUUUGCGACGGCAUCCCCGAUUGUUCAGAUGAUAGCGAUGAAGAGGACUGCGCACUUUGCAAUGGACCAGAGGAUUUUAGAUGCGACAAUGGUGAAUGUAUUAAUAGGAACCUUAAAUGCAACAAUAUACCCGAAUGUAGCGAUAGCAGUGACGAAUUUAAUUGCAAGAACAUAACGUCUCCCGAUUCUGGAGGCGACUGUUACGAUCAGUUCACAUGUAGAGACGGGGCUUGUAUCAACAAAGACUUUUUCUGCGACGGCCACCAAGAUUGCAGAGAUAAUUCUGAUGAGGAGAAUUGUCCUUGCAAGGAGAACGAUUUUCAAUGCAGAUCAGGACAAUGUUUACCUGACAUCGUAUUAUGCGAUGGCUACCCGCACUGCGACGAUGGUUCUGAUGAAUACAAUUGUGCAUCUCGUGUGGAUACCACUGUACCUCCAUUUAUCACGACGCAACGUCCAAUUAAUGAAGACGUAACAAAAUCACCCUUCGGUUAUCCGAACACAUAUGAUUACAAAGAAUCAUCGGGAUGCGGUAGAUCGCAGUGGCGUUGCGACAACGGGAAAUGUAUCGACGGCCAUCGCCGCUGUGACGGCAACUUAGACUGUUCCAAUAUGGACACCAGUGACGAAUUUAAUUGUCCGCCCGGCAGUCCAGAGGCACUGAACCUAAAAACGUAUCCCGAUCAACAGACUGUCACAUACUCCAAUAAUUACCACGUCGGAGACGUAGUUUUCGAUUGCCGAGACGAGGGUCCUAGACGAGCUAAAGUUACGUGGAUAAGAGGAGAUGGAAAACGUAUGAAAUCAGAUUUUGAAGUCAAAGAUGGGCGACUUAUUUUGAACAAUGUAACGACGGCCGAUAGCGGGACUUACAUUUGCCAAGCAAAAGACUAUGUCCGUUCGCCUGGUGCUCAGAAAACUGCCUAUCUGAACGUGGAGAAACUAGCUACCAGUACAAGAAAUAGAAUACCUAAUUGCGGACCACACGAAGCCACCUGUUCUAACCUGAAGUGUAUACCGAAGUCUGCCAUCUGUGACGGAAAGCAGGACUGCGGUGACGGGUCAGACGAGCAUAGCUGUGGAUCACCACAGUCAGGAUCUUGCCAGCCUAACCAAUUCCGUUGCGCCAACAACCGUUGCAUUCUCAAAACGUGGGUCUGCGAUAGCGAGAAUGACUGCGAUGACUUCUCGGACGAGGACCCGUUGCAGUGUGGCGCCCAGAACGCCACCCUGGGCUGUAGCGCCGUGGAGUUCCCCUGCCAAUCGGGCGGCUUUUGCAUCCCUAGGAGCUACCACUGCGAUGGCUUGGCCGACUGCAAAGACGGAUCCGAUGAAAAUUGCGCUCCCAUCGCCAUAGUUCAACCGCCUCGGCCCCCCACCGUUCGCAUCUUCGUGGGAGACGUGCUGACACUAACGUGUAAGGCUGUGGGGAUCCCAAUUCCCCUGAUCUCCUGGCGUUUGAACUGGGGUCACGUCCCGCCGCAAUGUACUUCUACCAGCGAAAACGGCUUCGGACAACUCACUUGUCCCAAUAUGCGGGUUGAACAUAGUGGUGCCUAUUCUUGUGAAGCAUUAAACAACAAAGGAGCCUCAUUCGCAGUACCAGACUCUAUCGUAAUCGUUGAAAACCCAGAUACUCAAGUGUGUCCAAGCGGACAAUUCAACAGCGAGGCCCACGAUUCUUCAGAGUGCAUCUCUUGCUUCUGUUUCGGAAAGUCUACUCAAUGUAAGAGUGCGGACUUAUUUGUAUACGACAUGGCCCAACCACUGGGCCAGGGUGGCACCAGGCUGGUGGGAGUCAAGCUCGAAGCCGAAGGUCCACAAAUUGACACACAGUCCAUCACAAAUGAGUAUUACUAUCAGCCCCGAAGAAACGGAGCCUCGGUCACGAAACUAUCGUACGGCUCUCGGGGCCGAUCUUUGGCUUAUCCCUACCUUACUCUACCAGCUUCAUACACGGGUAACCAACUGACCUCAUACGGAGGGGACAUUAAGUACUCACUGUCGUCCCAGUCCACAUAUCCCUCAGCAAGAUACGACAACAACAUGCCUGAUGUCAUCAUUAUGGGCAAAUAUGAAACAUUGGUGUACACCCAAUUUGGCGACAAGUCUACGAUUCAGGCAAAGUUGGUGCCUGGCAGCUGGCAGAAGUAUGCGCAGGGUAGACUCACUCAGGCUUCUAGGGAAGACAUUAUGAUGGCUCUGGACAACGUUGAGAACAUUCUUCUCCGCGCGGAACUAAAUGGUGCUGGUGUAGACAUCACUGACUUCUUGAUGCAAUCUGCUCACCACAUCGACGCCGGCCUCGGCCCAGCGAAUCUGGUUGAAGAAUGUACUUGUCCUGAUGGAUACACCGGAUUGUCUUGCCAGAACUGCGCAUCAGGAUACGAGCGAGACAGCUCUGGCCCUUGGCUGGGUCACUGCCGUCCCCAAAGGAAGCAGUGUCCACCUGGUACUUUCGGAGACCCGAACGCUGGCUACGCGUGCAGCCCAUGCCCUUGUCCUCUGACGUCAUCUCCGAACCAGUUCGCCUCCACUUGCUAUCUUGGACCUAGCGGAGUAGUCUGUGAUUGCCAACCAGGUUAUGAAGGAAACAAUUGCGAACGUUGCGCAGAAGGGUACGAAGGUAAUCCAUUGCUGCCAGGAGACUCGUGCCGCCCUGUAAGGAAGUCACCCUGUGACCCCACCGGCACCAGCCAAGUGUUGUUGCUAGACCGAUGUGAUUGUAAGGACAACGUGCAAGGACAGUACUGCGACCAGUGCAAACCUGGUUUCUACUAUUUGUCACCAGACUUUACCCAUGGCUGUGCCGCCUGCUUCUGCUCGGGAGUCACCCAGAAAUGCGCCAGCAGCAACCUGAGAAGGAAGACUACGCACGCGGUUUUCAAUACUGAGUCCAGCAUCCGUCAGCUCGGCGUGUACAGCAGCACCAGUUCCCGGUCAGGGUACAACGCGCCGGCCCCGGCCAGUGUUCAGCCCGUGCUGGACAGCGGGGCAGCUCGGGCGGACAUCGACAGCAGAUCUGAUGACGCAUAUUAUUGGAGCUUACCUGCUAGUUUUGCCGGUGACAAAGUGACAUCGUACGGUGGCAACCUGUACUACACUCUUGUGAACAUUCCAUACGGAUACAACUCCGGCAAUAAUGCAGCCGACGUCCAGCUUAUCAGCGACAAUAGUUUGACCUUCCACCACGUGAUAAAUGCAAGGCCGAGCAACUCUGGUAUCCUGAAUGUGACAGUGCCGAUCUUCGAGAAGAACUGGAUGAGAGUUGAUGGCAAAGAAGUGCCUCGCGAGCAGUUCCUACUAGCUCUGGCUGACGUCAAAACGAUCUUGAUAAAGGCGCGUUACGACCGUGGUAACCAACUGGCGUCCUUGAGCAGGGCCAGUAUUGAGACGGCAGAACCAGGCGGCAGUGGCCCUGUGGCGUUACACGUAGAACAGUGCGUGUGCCCGAAAGAGUACAUUGGCACGUCUUGUGAAGACUGCGCGCCUGGUUAUAAGAGAUAUCCCCAAGGACUGUAUCUGGAAAACUGCGGGCCAUGUGAAUGUAAUGGACACUCUAAGAUGUGCGACCCCGACACUGGCGUUUGUAUGAAUUGUGGAGAUAACACCGCUGGGGACUACUGCGAGGAAUGCUUACCUGGCUACGUGAGGGACACAUAUGGCAAUUGCGUCUCCCUCAAUCCUUACCAAUGCACAUGUGACCCUCGUGGCGUGACUAUCCCCUGCGAGGACCUUGGCUAUUGCCAAUGCAAACAAAACGUCGAAGGAUACUCUUGCGAUCGCUGCCGAGCUGGCACCUUCGGCCUGAGUCUGGAUAACCCAGAUGGCUGUUUGACUUGUUACUGCUCAGGAGUUACUACUGAAUGCCACGAGACAUCAAACUACAAGAGGAUUCCCAUGGCCGCGCCGAUAUUCGGCGACAACUAUGGCGGUUACUCCAUCACCAACUUGAAUGGAAACAAUGUGCUUGCAAGCAGUUUUGUGCCCAUGCCUGACGCCAGCGAACUCAUGUAUACGUUCCCCUUCCCACCUAAUGAAGAACUCUUCUGGUCACUCCCGGUUUUCCCUGGCAAUCGAGUGCUCUCAUACGGUGGCUUCCUUGAGUUCGAGCAGAGGUAUGAAGACCACUCCCCUGGCGCAGUGUCCGACACCCAUCGACACGUAAUUCUGAUCGGAGACGACACUUCAGUCUACUGGGACAGCCCAUCGCCUAUACAUUCUGGACAGAAACUGCAAGUGCCUCUCCGAGAAGGUGAAUGGCUGCUUCUGAACUCAGCGACUCCCGCCAGCCGGAAUGACAUGAUGAAUGUGCUGAAAUCCCUGCGCAGAGUCCUAGUUAAAGCCACUCUAACUCAGGACCUGCUUUCCACAUCUAUCGCAGACGUUUCAAUGGACACGGCCACCACGAUCUCUGGGUCUGAAUAUCCUUCUGUAAAGGGUAUUGAGGUGUGCAUGUGCCCGCCUGGGUACAGUGGCACAAGUUGCGAGACUUGCAUCAGCGGCUACUACAAAGACGAGCGAGGUCUUUGUCAGGAGUGCAGCUGCAACGGACACGAGUGCGAACUAUCCAUGGACAACCAAGUAGUCUGCCUAUGUAGACCACCGUACACUGGCACUACUUGCUCUACGUUUGGACUUUCAAUGGAACUUCAACCGACACUCGAAGAAGACCCAGACGAUGGCCCGCUAUUCAGAAAAAUAACUUUGACUUGUAAAUAUGCCGCUCACGAACCUCUCACCAUCAGAUUUUAUUCUGAGGGUAACGAAGUUGGUUUCCCGAAAUGGUAUAACGAGUCAGUAUUCGACAAGGAUGGCUGGAGAGGCGAGCAUGUGUGGCAUACAGUGUGGGACACUCGAACUGAUACGGUAUACGAAUGCCAUACUAUCACCAAGAAAGGCGCUACCAUGGGCGUUCUAACGACUUCCAUGCCAGAUUCAGGAGACUCAGCAAAUCAAGAAAAGAAUGCAACUUUACCGCCUCCUCCCAUUCCAACAAUAGUGGUAACAAUUAAUCAGCCAAUUGUGAUUAAAGAGAUCGGUGGUUCUGUCACCUUUAAUUGCCAUGCACGUAGCCGUAUGGUGAAUGGCAACCUUCCAGUGAGGUGGUCUAAGGCCGGUGGAUACCUCCCUCGAAACAGGGCAAUUGUAGACGAAAAUUCUGGUACUCUCAUUAUUAUGCAGCUGCAGAAGACUGACACUGGGAAAUACAUCUGUCAGACAACCGAUGGACAAUCAACAAAUCAAGCUGUUGCUACUCUCACUGUUGGCGAUAAUCUCAGAAGAGCACCAGAAGUGUCUAUCGAACCAGCAGUAAAUGAGUACAACGAAGGUGAUAGGAUCGAGCUAGUUUGUCGUGCCUCUGGUAACCCUGAGCCCACGAUAUCUUGGCGUCGGGCCGACGCACGCAAACCUCUGCCGAAUUCUGCAACCAUCUACGGCGGAGCCCUGAUCAUUGAAGAAGCUGUAGAAGAUGAUUCUGGCGACUAUAGAUGCAUAGCAAGCAACUCUGAAGGCUCUUCAGACAGGAUUGCUCUUAUUGUGGUGCGGCCUCGACCUCAUACCCCACAACAGCGAGACAGACUCACAGUAUCCAAUACCACGCCGAUGGUGAACGAAGGCAACAGUACUAGUGUCACUUGCACUGGUACCCCUGGAAUACCGGCCGGUACUAUACAGUGGGUUAGGCAAGACCGCACAGAUCUCCAAUACAACGUGCGUUCAGAGAAUGGUGUCCUAUACAUUGAGAACGCUCAGCCCGACAACCAGGGUGUUUACGUCUGUCAAACACUAUACAGCCGAGUGAAUCCUGUCGUCAUUACCCUUCACGUCAUUCCAAUAGUCAGUCCUCCGGAAGACGAGCCGAACAUCACGUUGUCUGUAAGCAGCCUAAGAAUACCGACUGGUGGAAGCGGCUCCGUCGAUUGUAUACCAUCUGGUUACCCGCUGCCCGUUGUUAAGUGGACUAGGAACGGUGGUCAAUUUGGACCUGGAACCAGCCAACGUGGAAAUACUCUCAUGAUCACGAAUGCUCAGAAUGAUGACCAGGACUAUUACCAAUGCGAGGCUAUUCUCAACGGGGAGCCAAGAUCCAAUAUCUAUAUUUAUAUAGAAAUUGAAAAACGCGAGGUGCCACAAGUCCGCAUCUACCCCGAAGACCCGCAGCCGGUGACGAUCGGCGACUCGUACGAGCUGCACUGCCGGGUCCUGGCCGGCGUGCCCGAGCCCGACGUCACGUGGGAGAGCAGUCGUCCGAUGACACCGAACGCGCAGAUACUACCUAACAACAUCUUGAAAUUCGAAAACAUCGACGUGAAUGACGAGGGCUCGUACACUUGUACUGCGUCAAACAUUGCCGGGAAAGCUAAUGCUACUGCUUUCGUCAAAGUCCAGUCUUACCCGGUCAUAAGCAUGACCCCGAGCAACCAAAUCUUAGCGCAGUUGGGAGACGCCAUCAACUUCCAGUGCCGAGCCAGUGGGGUUCCAUUGCCGUUUGUGUCCAUCAAAUAUGAAAACGGCAACGAAAUAGUACCUCCCACGCCCGGCUCCGCCUGGCUCAGGAUCCAAUCUGCCUCAGAACGUGACGCUGGAGCAUACCGCUGUGUGGCCUCCUCUUCAGCCGGCACGUUGGACGAGCCGUUCAUAAUUGAUUUGAACCGAGGUGAUCUGGGCUUCGAGCCCACUGGUACUGAAAAUCCUGAAUACGACCCUGGCUUCAACCCGGACUACGAUCCUUACAACCCUGGUACUAACACUGAUACGCAACUGACACCUUCCAACAGAAUCGUCCUAAUUCAAGGCAAAGAAAAUGUUCUUAGAUGCGAUGCUGACGGGUACGAUGCCAGAUGGACCCGCGGAGACAGACAGCCGUUACAGAGCGGUGUUCAGCCUUAUAACGAACAACUGAUCUUCUUGGAUACAUUGAAAGCCGACUCCGGUGAAUACGAGUGCAUGCUCUACGACCCACGUACAAGGGAGCCAGUGAACGCAAUCACUUACCGGGUGGAGGUGUUAUCACCACCAAGGAUUACCAUCCAGCCUCCAACGCAGACCGUACAUCCGGGACAGUCUACGAAUGUAGACUGCAUCGUCGAUGGAGAUCUGAUAGAAAAUGUGACGUGGCUGUUGGGUAGACAGUCCAGCCGAAUCGAAGUUCAAAACUCGCGACUGAUUUUCCAUCAAAUUGAAGUCGACGACGCCGGAGACUACGUAUGCACCGCCAGGAAUCCCGUGGCUGAAGCCAAUGGUACAGCAAAGGUCAUCGUCACUGACGACACUCGUGAUCCGAAGAAAUCGAAGAAUAGGGAGCAGAGGGCAAUGGUGAACAGUAAAGUGCACAUGAAUUGUUCAACGAAACAGCGGCACACCAUAAAGGAGUGGACCAAAGACGGAAGACCUUUGCCACCGCGCUACAGAAUACGGGGCGACGGUUCUCUGUUCAUUAAAUCUGCUAAACUAUCUGACAGCGGGCGGUACACAUGCAUUAUAAGGGAUGCGUACGGUCAGCAGACGACUGAACACAUCGAUCUCUACGUGUCGGGAACCCCAAUAACCGCUGCUUUGGUAACAAUCGACCAGCCUCGCAGGCAGUACAGGGUGGGGGAAAACGUGGAGGUCACAUGCGUUAAGGCAUCACGCGACACCACGGCCAACUGGGAGAAAUAUGGCACGAGGGAGUUCGUGGAGACCAGGGAAUACAACGAAGGCGUGGUUUUGGUGAUCAAUGGCGUCGAAGAGUCUGAUGCGGGGGUGUACCGGUGCACCGGCAAGGACCGUUAUGGUUACACCAGCUUCGAGGACUUCGAUCUUGAAGUGCAGCCAAGUCAACAACCGCCCAGCUACCCGAUGAGCAAUCAACAUGUACACGUGGCCCACGCGGGUCAAACCGUGGACAUGCCGUGCAGGCACGACCUGGAACCACCUGUCUACAUCGAAUGGAGAAAGGAGUUCUCUUCACCACUACCGUCUUAUGUGAGGCAGAACGAGCCGAUCCUUACCCUGAGGAACAUCAGCGAAGCUGACGCCGGCACCUACGUGUGCCGAGUGAGCAACCAACGUGUGGCUUUGGAGGCUCGCUCUACUCUUAGAGUGACGGGAUUGGUGCCCAACUUCGACGGAAACAGCUGGCUGGCAAUACCCACCAUUAAGGACGCAUACAGGCAGUUCGACGUGGAAAUCGCUUUCAAACCAUUGACUGCUGACGGCAUAAUCCUCUACAACAACCAACGACCAGAUGGUUCUGGCGACUAUCUCGCUCUUCAAUUGGCGAAUGGCAUUCCCGUGUUUACAAUGGAGACUGGAUCAUCAGUACCUCUGGUUGUGCAAGGAGACCGUCCACUGCAACUCAACGUGUGGCACACGAUCAGGCUGAGCCGAGUCAAUAGCAAAGUUUCAAUGUAUGUGGACGAAAACGGCCCAUUCGUAAGCGAACUGCGAACGCCUUGGGAAGUUUUGGACCUCUCCGACCCAAUGUACGUUGGAGCCGCUCCGGAAUACGUCCAGUUACCUUCCACUCUGAAUACGACAUAUGGCUUCGUCGGCUGCAUCAGCAUGUUGGUCCUUAGCAAGAGAGACGUGAACCUGAUCCCUGAUAGUGUGGACUCGAGGAAUGUCGGAGAAUGUGAUACUUGCACACCGAAUUGGUGCCUGAACGAGGGUGUCUGCCAGGAGGCCCGCAACGAACGCGGUUACAUCUGCCUCUGCGCGCAAGGUUUCGCGGGCAUGAACUGCAACCGCACUGGCGAGGCUUGCAGGCCCGGCAUCUGCGGCCCUGGGAAAUGCACCGACACGGACGACGGAUACACCUGCUCUUGUCCCGUCACUUACACUGGAAAGAACUGCGACGUGAAACAAUACAUCGAAUACCCCGCUUUCACGGGCAGCGCUUACCUCGCCAUCAAAGUUCCCACCACCUCCCGCGUGCUGAAGGUCGCUAUGAACGUUAAGGCCACUGCCCCUGUCUCUGACGGCAUCAUCAUGUAUUGGGCUGAGUCUGCGAAGGGAACUGGAGGCUUCACGGCUCUUACUGUUCGCAAUGGAAGAUUGGAGUUCACGUACGACCUCGGAGAUGGUUAUCCAGUAGUGAUCACCGCAAACAGGACCCUGCAAGCUAACGAAUGGACGGACGUGCGUAUCGCCAGAUUCGGUACCGUCGUAUCGCUGACGGUCAACCAAGUACACACCUACGAAGGCAGGCUGGUCUCUCCUACUAAGGAGUUGACUUUGGACACUCCAAUGUUCGUCGGCGGUGUGGAUGACUCCAUAGUCCUGAACAACAACCUCGGCGUGACGGAAGGUUUCAACGGAUGCAUCAAAGAUCUGUCGGUAUUUAAUGACCCUGUGAACAUUAUCAACUCUUCGAUCCAGUCGGCCAAUAUCAAGGAAUGCAGCACUUAUGAUAGAGGAGAUAUCCCUGAGAUCGAAAGCGUCUGCUCUCAAUGUCGCAAUGGUGGCGCCUGUGAACCUGACUCUUCCGUUUGCUCUUGCCCACCUGGUUUCUCUGGAACUUACUGCGAGAACAGGGCUUCGGAGAACUUCGCCAGGGUCCCCCGCUCGCCCUGCGCUGACUCACCCUGCAGGAACGGCGGAACAUGCAAAGGAGACCAAAAUAGCCGAAUGAAGUACGCCUGCGACUGCCCCCUUGGAUACUCUGGAGCUAACUGCCAGAUGCCUCUCCAACUUCUGCAAAGCGUGGCCUUCAAUGGGAACGGUUACAUCGAAUUGCCUGCGAAUCUGAUCAGUUACGAACAACUGGACGUGGACCCAGCAGUCAUUGCCCUCGCCAUGCACACCAACGCGGAUGGGGUGCUGCUGUACCAGAGAGAAGCAUUGAUGCCCGCCGGCUAUGGAGAUUACGUUCUGAUAAGAGUGGAGAAUGGCGUUGUGGUGAUCGAAUGGGAUAUGGGUGGUGGUUCUUCAUCGCUGUCCAUAAGCGACGUCUAUGUGGCUGACGGCGAACGACACUCUAUAAUCGUGAAGAUCCUCCCCGAAGGUGAAGUGAGCUUGACUGUGGACACUGUGACUAGGAACGCCGCCACUGACUCGUUGCAAAAGACCAUGAACGCUGACUCCAACAUCUAUGUUGGUGGAAUGCCCGAGAGUCUGAACGUGAACCGGUUCCCUGGGUUGACGGGCUGCAUCGAGCAGGUCGAGCUGAUGAACAGCGCCCGCGGGAUCCGCCUCGGAGACGUCGCCGUGGCCGCCAGGAACACGCAAAUUUGUAGAGAAUAUUAAUGGAGUUUAUCGACGUUCAUCAUAAUAUAAAUAACAUAAUAUUAUAAAUAUAAGUCAAUUACACAAAUAUUAUAUACUAUGUCAAUGUAAUUGGUCUUUUCGAAGUUCCACACUAAGAAGUCAAUUGAUUAAUUUUAAUUAUUUUUUUUUAUAAAAUAAUCUAAAUUUUUAAUGUUGUUUGUUGCGCCGAGUCCAUUGAUUUGUUAUAUUUACUUAUUGAAUUUUAUUGGAUAUACUUACCUAGUGUUGUACUUUUAGUAUUAAGGAUUUUCGUCAGGACAAUACGGCUAGCUAGUAUAGGUAAAUGGACAAGGAGCUUUUUGAUAAGAUAAUCGUUUGUAUACUAUGCUGGGCCCCGCGGUGAUUAUAACGUCGUCUCUAUCUUGUGGUAUGUAAGAAGCGUGAUAGCUAUAUAAGUAAGUAGUCUUCGGAAAGUUGGCCAGGUGGCCUUAGCUAAAAACGCUCGCAAGAGUCGGUUGGUGCCAUAAAUUCGAAUAAUUUAAGUAGUUAGGACUCUUUUCUAAUUAACCAUUUUCUUCAAUGCAAUCACAUCAUUUCCUUUAUUCGAACGAAGAUAAUAAUUUUCGAAACCGAUUUCGAGUCAAUUCAAGAAAUGUGCCAAACUUUGCUGACUUUUUUGUUCACUGCCAUUUUUUAUUUCUUAUUUUAUAAGUAACUCUGGCUUUAUAUGUCAACGAAGUAAUCGUACUUAGGUUAUUUAUCCAGUUCUACAAAUGCAUUUAAAUUAUUUAUAUAUUACAACAUGGUUAUAUAUUAUAGUGGAACGAAAUAUUAUAUGCAUUAAAUGUAUAAGUAAGCCCUAGCUUAGCUAAGAAAUAUAUUAAUGUAAUAAAUGGUGUCUCUGAAAGUACUGAUAUAAUGUAUGUUAAAUUUUUCUGUGACUAUUUUAUGAACCUGCCUCUAUGAUAAUGUAUUCAUGUAUGUUUAUCUAAGUGAUCAAAUAAACUAACACUUAUAAAAAU